CUAACUUUCUCGCUCGCCUCUCUUUUGGUGUGUGAAUUACACGCCAGCCAUGGUUGAUUCUCAAUGCAUCACCAACUAGUCUACCGUUCUUAUGCGGGCCCGGGCCGUCAACGCUGAAUUCCGAAUGAUUAAUGCUGCGACGGAGUGUGUUUGGCGGCAGCCGUCGCAGCACAGCGACACGUAACAUGCAAAAUCGCUGGAGGAGAAAAGGCGAAACGAUUUCCGUUUCUGGCGCGAGCGAGGCCUUCGUGUCAGCCAUGCAGCGCUUCUUCCGGUCCGAUGGAUCGUUACACCGCCCGCUCCGUUUACAUUGUUGUACCACUAAGGUGCUUGUCGCUCUUCUCCUGCUGCUCGGCCCGGCUCUCUCUGCUUCACAAACAACCAAGCGGCAAGAGUCGCCUAAUGCGACCGCCGAUCAGUCGCGUGGCAGUGUCAACAAUAGCGCCUCAUCCUCUUCGACGUCGAAAGCCUCCAAGGCGCCGAAGCUCACCCCAUUCAACUUCACGCUCUACCAUUCCAGUGAUGAGUUGCUUCGUGAGAUACAAUCUCUGGCCGCCCGGCAUCCCCAUGCUGCAGAGCUUAAGGAGAUAACCAUCCAAUCUUCCGGCGGUUACAGAUCAACCCUCACUGCGGUUACGCUACACUGUUCACGCAUCCCACUACCUCGUUCCGAGGCUGACAACAGGCCCACAGGCUCGGAUGGAAGCUCGGGCCAAACCUCCAAUUCAGGCCUGGAAGGUGGUGGAGGAAGCUCAGAAGGAGGGCGUGUGACUAUGGAGAGGGGAAACAGGAAGCAGUGGAUGAGGGAUGGGUCGAGUAGCAAGCACAGGCGGCUCAUUAGCAGCAGCAGCGGCACCGUCAGCAGCAACAGCAGCAACAGGAGCGCUCCUGGUGCCAGGGAGGGCGAUACUCGUGAUGACAGGGAAAUGAAGGAGAUUAGAGCGACUAGAAGUCACGGUGGCUCUGCUGCUCGGCCAGCAGGCAGCAGAAGCUCGAGAAGUAGGAGCAUGGAAUUGGGGUCAGAAGCCGAUUCUGGACCACGCCUAGGCAGAGUGGUGCCGCGGUGGGGUUGGAGGCUGCAGAGUGCUAUUGAGCACGUUUUUUCCUCUGCACAUAGCGCUGCUGCUGCCACUGCUGGUGGUGGUGGUGGUGGUGGUGGUGCUGGUGGUGGUGGUGCUGCUGGUGGUGGUGGUGGUGGUGCUGCUGCUGCUGCUGCUGCUGCUGCUGCUGCUGCUGCUGCUGGUGGUGGUACUGGUGGUGGUGGUGGUGGUGGUGGUGGUGGUGGUGGUGGUGGUGGUGGUGGUGGUGGUGGAGGAGGAGUGAGGCGGAUACGGUGGGCUGUCAGCAAGCACGAUGAGAAGGACGAGGACAUGACGAGCCAGGGGCAAGCACUAGGGCAUUCCUACCCCCAGGGGAUUAUGGAGUCACCGGAGGCACUGCAUUCGGCGCCAGUACAUCCCACAACAACCCUGCCAUCAUCGUUGGGAUCGUUCCCAUCCUCGCUAUCAGCUUCCUCACAUCAGACGAGUGUAUCAGCACCACCAGUAGGCUGGACAAACCUUACAGCAGCCCGACACUCAGAUGUCUCCAGAACCUCCUCGCUCAGGCAAGGCCUGCGCAGGGUUCAAGGCACGCCUUCACCUCUUCCUCGAGCUGCUGUGAAGCAAGAGCCCUCGCUGAGGAGACAAUUGCACAGCGUUCAAGAUGUCUCCAGGACCUCCUCGCUCAGGCGAAUGCUGCGCAGCGUUCAAGGCACGCCUUCCCCUCUUCCUGGCGCCUCUGUGAAGCAUGACCCGUCGACAGCGGCUGCUGCCACACAAGAGGGCAAGGGCACAGGCAUGAUUGGCAAUGCUGCUGGGGGAGCUGCUAGAGGAGGAGAGGAUGCAGCAGAUGGCGAUGGUGCGUUCACCGGCUUUGGUGGCGGUGCAGGCUAUCUUGAGAGGAGUGGAGGUCGCAGUAACGCGUCGUGCAGCAGUGCGGCUAGCAUCCCUGGCUUCUCCACUGACCUUCCUUCUGAGCUGUCCGGGAAGCUGCGCGUUCUCCUCGUGUUUGGGCAGCACGGCAGGGAGGCCAUUACUACAGAACUCGGCUUUAACUUGCUGAGGAUCCUAGUGGGGGAGAGGGAGUUAGUUGAGAGAGGAGAGAAGCAGGAGAGGGCGGAGGGAAACAAGGGUGGAAUAAGCUGGGAGCAACUUGCACUGAUCUGGCCGCACCUUGUCAUCACGAUUGUGCCCAUGGAGAAUGUGAAUGGGAGGAAGAAGGUGGAAGCGGGUCAGCUCUGUGAAAGACGAAACGGUCGUGGCGUGGACAUCAACAGGAACUGGGAUUGCGACUGGGGAGUGAAGGAACAGGACUACAACCCUCUAGAGGAGGCCCCUGGCGCCCGUGCGUUCAGCGAGCCAGAGACAGAGGCGAUGAGGCAACUGGCCGUGUGGUUUCGCCCCCAUGUGUGGGUGAACGUGCAUUCGGGCAUGGAGGCGCUUUUCACACCGCUUGACCACCGGGGGGACGGUGUUGAUGCUGCCACGCUGGCUGCCAUGCACUCCCUCUUGGAGCGCCUAGACGCAGCACACUGUGGGGGUCGCUGUGUCAUCGGCUCUGGUGGGGGCUUCGUGGGGUACUUCGCCCACGGCACGGCCACUGAUUGGAUGUACGACGUGCUGCAAGUGCCGCUUGUUUUCACAUUUGAGACGUUUGGCGACGAGAGCUUUCCGACUACUGAUUGCUUCCCGCUCUUCAAUCCAAUCACUGCUGAAAAGUUCCAGGAAGUGGUCAACUCAUGGACAGCGCUUUUCGUUUCAUUCCUCACUCUCCUCCCGGAUACCCUCAACAAGAUCCCUCACCGCAUGCUGCCUCCUUUCAACUUCUCUCUCCCCCCACCUCCGCCAAUAGCAUCAUCACCUCCUGGACUUCCCCUUCACACUACCACUCACAUGCGCCCGCAUCUCAUAUUGCUCUCACACCUGCAGGUGCCACUGCCUCAUCUGCACUUUCUGUUGCCGCUUGUCCUUCUUUUAGGCGUCUCUGCCAUAGUUCCACGGCUGUUUGCUGUUGCUGUGAGAUCUGAACACACGAGGAGGCGUAUAAUGCGUCGACUGCUACGCAGGCAAUGAUAUUUAGUAUUGACAGUGGAAAUGUUUUCAGUGGUUGAGUAGUAUGCAUCAGUUACGGUACCAUACCAGU
Messenger RNA from Closterium sp. NIES-67, 3183 nucleotides. NCBI's taxonomy places the organism in Eukaryota, Viridiplantae, Streptophyta, Zygnematophyceae, Desmidiales, Closteriaceae. The record is from the annotation of a GenBank genome assembly.